AUGGCCUCAACCACAGUAAUCAUCACCGGCGCAAACAGAGGCCUAGGAGAAGGCCUCCUGAAACGCUACCUCGCCCUCCCGAAUCAUAUCGUGAUCGCAGGCAACCGCGAUCCAACCCAUCCAACCUCAAGGGCCCUCGGUGACCUACCCAAAGCCGAAGGAAGCAGACUGAUAGUGGUCAAGAUCGAUGCCUCCGUCGAAAAGGAUGCACACGACGCUGUGAAGGAGCUGCAGGAAACCCACGGCAUCACCCACCUCGACGUCGUCAUCGCCAACGCUGGCAUCUCGUACGCCUGGCCAGCUGUAGCCGAGCUCAGGAUCGCCGACCUUCAGGCGCACAUGGAACCCAACGUCUACGGCGUCGUCGCGCUGUAUCAGGCUACGCGAGCGCUGUUGCGGAAGUCAUCCACGGAGCCUAUGUUUGUGCCCAUGGGUUCGACCGCUGGGUGCCUGGAGAAUCAGCCUCCCAUACCCAACGCCGUCUACGGCCCUUCCAAGGCCGCGGUGAAUUGGCUCACGAUCAGGAUGAACGCCGAAGAGGACUGGCUCAAUGCCUGGGUUCUGAUUCCCGGCUGGGUGCAGACAGAUCUCGGCAAUGCGGGGGCUCGGGGCCUGGGGCUGGAGAAGGCUUACAUUGGCGUCGAUGAGUCGUGCGAUGGUAUGAUGAAGGUGCUAGCUGCAGCAACGAAGGAGAAGUAUGGCGGCAAGAUGGUGGCGUAUAAUGGUAACUUCCCGGGUUGGUAG
Colletotrichum godetiae is the source of this 744-nucleotide messenger RNA. RefSeq lists its product as uncharacterized. The record is from RefSeq and is a predicted model, not a curated record. NCBI's taxonomy places the organism in Eukaryota, Fungi, Ascomycota, Sordariomycetes, Glomerellales, Glomerellaceae. Bases 1 to 744 code for a protein of 247 amino acids. Gene Ontology annotation, molecular function: alcohol dehydrogenase (NAD+) activity. Gene Ontology annotation, cellular component: cytoplasm. The transcript has 2 exons.